This is a messenger RNA of Oncorhynchus masou masou (cherry salmon), 873 nucleotides long. RefSeq lists its product as uncharacterized. The transcript has a single exon. NCBI's taxonomy places the organism in Eukaryota, Metazoa, Chordata, Actinopteri, Salmoniformes, Salmonidae. The record is from RefSeq and is a predicted model, not a curated record. The coding region runs from base 1 to 873 and encodes 290 amino acids.
AUGCUGCUUCACUGGCUAGCCAACAAUAUUCAAAUUGACAACCUGACACUCAAUUUCAAUGCAUCCAGGGAAGACUAUGGCCUUCAUUUCUAUGGAAACGCUGAUAUCCCCAGUGCGUUACCUUCACUGUCCAGUCUUUAUGUAAGGUACUACUCACUAGGAAAUAUUGGUCGCAAUGACAGCAACAAUGGCGCUAUGGCACUUCCUUAUUAUGUAACUCGAAGAUUCUACAACUCAAGGGGGACUGAGAACAACAGGGACAGGGUCAUACUCAGAGUUAGGAAUGAAGGGUCCAAUCAGCAAAGUGUGGACGAGGUCUAUGUCACACAGCACUAUCCACCAAAUGGAAACAGAGGAAGUGGCUAUGAUCCAGACAAUACAUACCGUGUCAAUGUCAGCCUCCUGAGACAAAUCCAAAGUCUACCAACCAUUAACCUAAAUGUUAUUCCACAAACAUAUCAUGUAGAGAUCAACCACAACAGUCUGCAGAGUCUGAAAAACACCUGGGGACACACAUCUGGUCUGGCGCUUCUUAUGGCUCUUAUAUUGCACUUUACACAUCCCAAUAUCUUAUUUAAGGAGCAAGCUCUUCGUUUAACAUCUCAACCCCAGAGUGGCAUGGACAACCUCAGAGUGGAUGACGAUAAAUCAUUGAUUAAGCUUCAGGUGAAAACCACAGAUAGAGGGAAAGCCAGGAUCAUCUGGAGUGGGAUCCCCAAGAGGCUAUUAGACCAGGGUGUAAUGGUGGUGCUUUAUAAGAGCAAUGGAAAUGAAAGCAAACUAGUCAGGGCCUCGGUCAGGGGCAAGCCUCAGUACCUUGCCCCUGACGGUACCUCAACCCUGGUCUCCCGGUCAGGCUCCACAAGAAGGUAA